AUGGCCACAACAACUAAUAUUCUUCAUGACGUUGUUAGAGAUUAGUCAAUGGUAAAUUAUGUCUCAAAUAGAGAUAGACCACUCUAUUUUAAGAGGCCUCUUGUGCCUCAAAUGACAGACAUUCCUUUGCAUAUCUCUCGUCCUCCUGUAGAUUAAUAAGUGGAUUAUUAAACUAUGUAGAUGCAAUAAAAUGCUACCAUAGUUGAGGCACCUACAAAAGAUGCUUUUGUAUAAACAGAUUAUAGAGAAAGUGAGACUUAAACUGAUCCUUAUACUCCUAAAUGUUUUGUUCGUGAUGGAGAUCAUCCUGAGGUUAUGGAAUUAAAAGAUUAUAAGUAUGGAAAGGGACUCCCUGCAUCAAUUGAAGAGUUAGAAUAAAUUGAAUUAAAUCGUGAAAAAGUGUGGUUUGAAAAUUCCUUGCCUCCCAUUUCUGAUGAAGCAUCGUUUAAUUUACGUCGUAAAUUGAUGGAAGAAUAAGAACUACGUGAAUGGAGCAAAAAAGAAAAUGAAAUAAAAAAAUUCUAAAAUGAGAAACUUUAUUUGCUCCAAUAGGCUUUAAUUGAAAGAGAAAAAGAAGUCGAGGACAAGAGCUAAGAAAGAAUAGAAGAAAUCAGGUAAUAAAAGACUGAGCACAAGAAUAGAUAGAUUGCUAAGAUUUAAAGAAAAAAAAUUAAAAUUGACAGAAAGAUGACUAAAAGCAGAAAAAUGCAGGGUAAAGAGACUUUGAAGCGUGAUAUUAUUGAAGAUUAUGCUAAUUUUGCUUCUAGAGUUUACGCUGGUAUUACUCACGAAGGUCUUUCUCUUGAUAAGAUAGCUAACAAAUAUGAAGUAUAACCUCUAGCAUUAGGAAACUAUGAAAUGCUUCAAGCCCUCCAUGAAGGUAUUCGCCCAAGAGAGUUUGAAACAAGAGUCAAUCUCAAAAAGGAAAUUAAGGAAAUUGAAAAGAACUAUACAAGAUUGGAAAAUUAUCAUAGAGGCGAGCUUAAAAAGGCAUAAGAUGAAAUUAAUGGAGUUCAUGAAUAAAGCAAAGCCUAAUAAAAAUAAGAAGGAAACAACUUUUCUUACAGAAACUUCGAAAACAAAAUUCGUCCUGCAACUCCUACUUGGAAAUAUGACACUGAUUUUAACAUUAGUCCUUCUCUAAUAACAGAAAUUUAGGAGUACAGAGGUCCUAAUGGUGUUUAAUUGAUGCAAGCUGCUGAUAAGAGGGAAGAAGCUGUUCUCCUUUUACAAAGAUUGUUAAGAGGUAGAACUACUUAGAAUAUAAUGUACGAAGGUAAGAAAAAGCGUACUGCCCUUAUUGAAGAAUUGCUUACAGUAGCUCAAAUCGAAAACUUAGAGGAAGAUAAAGCUGAAGAAGUGCUCAUGUAACAACAUGAAGAAAAAGUUAAGAAUGCUGUACUAGAAAGCAUUUAAGGAGAAGUUAUAGCUGAAACUAUGGAUGAAUUAUCAAAGGAAUUGCUUCGUAUCAAGCAAGAAAGAAAGAUAUAGCAAAUGGUUGAAAUAGCUGAAAAGGACAGAAGAAUAAGAGAAAUCGAGGAAGCUGGUAAAAGACAAGCAGAAGAGAUUCUUAGAGACCGUGAAGACGUUCUUCACAAUUAACUUAUCAGAGUUCAUCAAGGCACCGUAGAUACAUAUUUAGAUUGGUUGAUGUCGAAUGCUUUAGAACAAUCUUCUGCAAGACAAGCCACAAUAAUGACAAAUUUAAGAAAGGCAAAAUUCAACUUGCCUUUGGAGGACUUCGAAAGAAAAUAUAAUAACAAUCAAACUCUUAUAAAGGAUCUUGUACACUCAUUCCUAAUUCCAAACGUACAACGCUCCAAGCUUAAAAAAUAAAUUCAAUUAGAGGAAAAGAGAUUUAGCGAGGCUGCUAAGAGAUCUCUUCAACAAACAAUAACCCGUGCAUCAAAUAAGCACGCAAAUGUUUAAAAUUGA
Tetrahymena thermophila SB210 is the source of this 1935-nucleotide messenger RNA. Its product is annotated as MAATS1, putative. The record is from RefSeq and is a predicted model, not a curated record. Lineage: Eukaryota; Ciliophora; Oligohymenophorea; Hymenostomatida; Tetrahymenidae. The transcript has 8 exons.